AUGGCCGCAUCACCGCCCUCUUCGAGUGCUCCUGACGUCGCGAUGGAUGGCGAUACCAAGCACCAAGCCAACCGCCAGGAAGACAUGUCUGCCUCGAAAAAACGCAAAAUCACUGGCGACGAUGCGUUUUCAGAUGCAGAUGCAGCCUUGAAUGCCACAAACGGACUGGCUGCUCAGUCAAAAAAGGCGAGGCUGGAUGAAUCCAACCGCCUUUCCAUGGAUAGAUCACUACUACCCACUGAGAUCUGGCACCACAUCUUUUCCUUCUGCCCCCCCAGGACGUUGGGGAAUUUGUUGAUGGUCAACAAAUUGUUCAACUCCUACCUAGAUCCUGCUUCGCCUGUCGUGGUGGAAAAGCGUCCACCACCGCUGGCCAAGUCUGUCGUCAAAGUCAUAAAGCCAAAUGAUAUUUGGCGCAAUGCUCGGCGCACCUUUUGGCCAAAAAUGCCUGCCCCUUUGAAGGAAAAGACGGAGCUGGACAUGUGGCGUCUUGCCUGCUCAUCGACCUGCCAGUUUUGUGGCAAGCGGGACACGCGACGCACGUUUCCUGCGACGGACCCUCUUCGCGGACCAGGCCUCGAUGGUGUGGCCCGUGUCUGGGAGUUCCGACGAGUUAAUAUCGCAAAAUGGGAAAAGUAUGACGACUCUGGUGGUGUUGCCAACAUGAGAAUGCUUCUUCAUCCAGAUGUCAAGGGCCAGCCUCCUACUGUUCUGGAGCCGACUCAGCGUACUGAGCUCACACAAUCCCCAAUUAAAACUGUCGAAGGACAAAAGCUGGUUUCGACUUGUGUGGCAAAGCCUCCCGAUGCACCGGCCAAAAAAGAAAAGACGUCCGAAGAAAUUGACGCUGAGUGGGAUCUGAUACAAGGUCCUGUCCGACUCAAGAUCCUUCGAUAUGCUGACGAAGCAAUCAUUGGUGACUGGGACGAUGGUGAUAAGGUGACGAAAGACAAUGCUCCGGCGUUUGCUGCCGAUGUCCUGCUUCAUGUACGAAAACGGUUCUACACGGAAGUCGAAAACGACGCAAAGGCGGCACGGGCGUUCGGUCGAGAGCCGACCGUUGACCCUGUUGGCGGACCCUUCACCCAAAAGCUCACGUUGGAGAAUCUAAAGUACGUGUUUGACGUCAAAGUCAAGCCGAUCACGUCCAAAUUUCGCACCGAUUUGUUCCUUUGCCCUGUUUGCGAUACAAGCAUGAAAUUCUUCGGGUUUGAGGGCGCCAUUCAGCACUACGCAGCGAAGCACACGAAUAUCCUUAGCGUUGGCAAUAUCGUUGUUUACUGGAGGGCCGAGUGGCCAGAGGAUCCUCCGUUCCGGCCAAAUCCUCGCACUGCUAAAGGCACAGGUCUGCCGUCGGACAACGGACGGGGCCAGGUUCGUUCCAACCGCCGCCGGUCUACCAGCGUGCAUCUUAUGAACCACUCGCUGGAGGAGCUAAUCAAGAUGCUCGUUCUUUCUCCACUGGACCGCCAGCACAGCCUUCUGUUUUUGAGGCUCCGGGACCAGUUGUUCCCCCUGAACAUCAAGCUUUGA
This is a messenger RNA of Sporothrix brasiliensis 5110, 1533 nucleotides long. RefSeq lists its product as uncharacterized. The transcript has 4 exons. The record is from RefSeq and is a predicted model, not a curated record. NCBI's taxonomy places the organism in Eukaryota, Fungi, Ascomycota, Sordariomycetes, Ophiostomatales, Ophiostomataceae. Bases 1 to 1533 code for a protein of 510 amino acids. Gene Ontology annotation, molecular function: protein binding.